Exaiptasia diaphana is the source of this 666-nucleotide messenger RNA. RefSeq lists its product as uncharacterized. The transcript has a single exon. Gene Ontology annotation, molecular function: nucleic acid binding. NCBI's taxonomy places the organism in Eukaryota, Metazoa, Cnidaria, Anthozoa, Actiniaria, Aiptasiidae. Gene Ontology annotation, biological process: DNA integration. The record is from RefSeq and is a predicted model, not a curated record. Bases 1 to 666 code for a protein of 221 amino acids.
AUGUUAGAGAAGUUACAUGACAGUCACUUAGGAAUUGUSAAAAUGAAAGCUUUAGCGAGAAGCUAUGUGUGGUGGCCAUACAUCAAUCAACAGCUGGAAAUGGUAGCUAACUCUUGUUCUGGCUGUCAACAGAAUCAAAAGAUGCCAAGCAAAGUACCGCUACACCCGUGGGAAUGGGCGACUUUCCCAUGGCAACGCAUACACAUUGAUUUUGCUGGCCCAUUCAAAGAUUCUAUGUUCUUCGUAGUUGUGGAUGCUCACAGCAAAUGGCCAGAAGUUAUUCCAAUGAAGUCAACUACAUCAUCAAAGACCAUCGAAGUCCUKAGAAACCUGUUUGCUCGUUUUGGAAUUCCAGAACAACUUGUAAGUGACAACGGUCCGCAGUUUGUGUCAGACGAAUUCCAGACCUUCAUGAAGUCCAAUGGAAUAAGACACAUCACUUCGGCUCCAUACCAUCCUGCUACGAAUGGAUUGGCUGAGAGGUCAGUUCAAACUUUCAAACAAGCUUUGAAAUCUAUGGAAGGAAACUCUUCACCGCUGAAGGAGAAGUUAGCAAAGUUUCUCAUCAAUUAUAGGAACACUCCUCAUUUAACCACAGGAGAGAGUCCAGCGCAAAUGAUGCUCGGACGUACUCGGACGUACUCGUUUGGACCUAGUCAAACCUAA